Molecule: messenger RNA, 2436 nt
Organism: Phodopus roborovskii (desert hamster)
Lineage: Eukaryota; Metazoa; Chordata; Mammalia; Rodentia; Cricetidae
Gene: Lingo3
Product: leucine rich repeat and Ig domain containing 3
Exons: 3
Coding region: 242-2230 (662 amino acids)
Cellular component (GO): extracellular region
Molecular function (GO): protein binding
Source: RefSeq, a predicted model, not a curated record
UGGAGGCCUGCCCUGAGAGGGAGGGGACAGAGGAGGAGUUGGUGGUUUCCAGAAGGUUCCAAAGGGACAACCUGCCAAUCCGGGCAGCCCCCAAGCAUUUCCCGGGACUCACGGUCUGUGGAGGCCCCGAAGACCAGGAGGUGCCAGGCACGCGGAGUGCCCGGGGGGCUUCGUCCCCAUUUGUCCCCGACCUGCUCCAACACGUGUCGCGCGCCCCUUGCAGCCCGCGCGCACCCGGGCCAUGCGCACGGGAAUGCGCGGCGGGGACGCGCACGGCGGAGCCCGGGAGGCGGCGGUGGCGGCGGUGGCGGCGGCUCCAGGCGGCUCCGAGCGGCCCCCGCGCCCUGUCCGAGGCGGAGCCGCCCAGGGCUGUCAUUCCAGGGCACUCCUGAGUCACUAUCGACUCACCAGGUGUCCUGGACGAUGCUGGAGUGGCCCUAGGCCCAGACCCUACACCAUGACCUGCUGGCUGCCUGUGUUGGGCCUGCACCUGCUGCUGCUGCCCAUGGUGCCUCCCCUGGCCGCUGGCUGCCCAGCGCGCUGUGAAUGCUCUGCGUCCACCCGCACAGUGGCCUGUGGACGCCGCCGGCUGACCGCCAUUCCCGAGGGCAUUCCGGCUGAGACACGUCUGCUGGAGCUCAACCGCAACCGCAUCCGCUGCUUGAACCCCGGGGACCUGGCGUCAUUGCCCACCCUGGAGGAGUUGGACCUCAACCACAAUGUGAUCGCCCAUGUGGAGCCUGGGGCCUUUGCCAACCUGCCUCGCCUGCGCAUCCUGCGUCUCCGUGGCAACCAGCUGAAGCUCAUUCCACCUGGUGUGUUUACGCACCUGGACAGCCUCACGCUGCUGGACCUGAGCGAGAACAAGCUGGUCAUCCUGUUGGAUUUCAGCUUCCAGGACCUGCGUAGCCUACGGAGGCUGGAGGUGGGUGACAAUGACCUGGUGUUCAUCUCCCGCAGGGCUUUUGCUGGGCUGCUGGGGCUGGCUGAGCUCACCCUGGAGCGCUGCAACCUCACGUCGCUGUCUCCCGAGUCGCUGGGCCACCUGCGGGGCCUGGGCACACUGCGUCUGCGCCACCUGGCCAUCGCUGCGCUGGAGGAUCAGAACUUCCAGAAGCUUCCAGGUCUCUCACAUCUGGAGAUCGACAACUGGCCGCUGCUGGAGGAGGUGGCCCCGGGCAGCCUUCGUGGGCUGAACCUCACAUCGCUGUCCAUCACACACACCAACAUCACGGCUGUGCCGGCCGCUGCGCUGCGACAGCAGGCUCACCUCACAUGCCUCAACCUGUCGCACAACCCCAUCAGCACGGUGCCCAGGGGUUCAUUCCGGGAUCUGGUGCGCCUGCGUGAGCUGCACCUAGCUGGGGCCCUGCUGGCUGUCAUAGAGCCCCAGGCCUUUGUGGGGCUGCGACAGAUUCGCCUGCUCAACCUCUCGGACAACCUGUUGUCCACAUUGGAGGAAAACACAUUCCAUUCGGUGAACACACUCGAGACGCUGCGCGUGGACGGCAACCCGCUGGCCUGCGACUGUCGCCUGCUGUGGAUUGUGCAGAGGCGAAAGACCCUGAACUUUGACGGCAGGCUCCCCGCCUGUGCCAGCCCUGCCGAGGUGCGUGGUGAUGCCCUGCACAACCUCCCGGACUCUGUGCUCUUUGAGUACUUUGUGUGUCGCAAGCCCAAGAUCCGGGAAAGGCGGCUGCAACAUGUGACUGCCACAGAGGGGGACGACGUGCGCUUUUUGUGUCGUGCUGAGGGCGAGCCCACGCCCACGGUGGCCUGGGUGACACCCCAGCACCAAAUGGUGACAGCUGCCAGCCGGGGCCGGGCACGCGUGCUGCCUGGGGGUACAUUGGCUGUCACAGACACGCGGCCCCAGGACAGUGGCACCUACACGUGCGUGGCCAGCAACGCCGGAGGUAAUGACACGUAUUUUGCCACCUUGACUGUCCAGCUGGCUGCCAACCGGACCCAGGGCGAUGGGCACAACGAGACCCAGGUGGGGGUCCGGUUCCCACUGGACCUCACCACCAUCUUGGUGUCUACUGCCAUGGGGUGCAUCACCUUCCUGGGCGUGGUCCUCUUCUGCUUCCUGCUGCUCUUUGUGUGGAGUCGCGGCCGUGGGCAGCACAAGAACAACUUCUCUGUAGAAUAUUCCUUCCGCAAGGUGGACGGUCCCGCAGCCACAGCGGGCCAGGGUGGCGCGCGCAAGUUUAACAUGAAGAUGAUCUGAGCUAGCCCCAUGGUGGGUUGGUGGGAGAACCUCUUGGACCUUCAUCCAGUCCCAGAUAAUUUCCACCUAUGCAUAUGUUUUACCCAGGGGCUAAGCAUGGCGACUGUAAGCCAGCUCACAGGCAGAACUUCAUUUUUGUAGACAUCUACAGGACUGUUUUUGAGCAGAUCACACCUUUUGCAGUUCCUGAAGUAUUUUCUAACAGU